GCUGCUCGGCUGUGGGGAGGACGGAGAAGGGCGGGGCGAUGCGGUUGUACUUUCUUUGAUGUGUUUAAUCAACAAUGCACACCCCGUGUCACAAAUGCGGAACAUAUUGGAUUAUGUCUGUACAGUCCGGAGUUUAUCUUCGUUUGAUUUUUAAAUAUACAUAUUAUCAGCAUAUACAUAAAUAUACAUAUUAUCAGCAUAUGUUUGAACGUAUAAAAAACAGCGUGUAAGGUGUUUUUUUACGAUGGAAAUCGCCUGAAGAGCCUGCACAAAAACUGGUUAUUUGUCUUCAUUGUAAUUUUAAAGGACGGUUCUAAUUUUAAAUAACUACAUCAUCUGCAUUUUGUUUUAAUUAUUUAUGUAUCUGUUGCAGUUAAAUUUCGACAGGUUUUAAACACAAACCCGUGCAGUCGUUGACAAUACUUCCCAUUAACAGCUGAAGAGCAGAGGCAUUGCACUUAACCCGGAGUCCUUCCUGCCCGGGAUAUACUGCCGUGGCUGCAAAACAAGCACUGAGCACUUUGCGGGGAGCAGAGAAGAGCAGAACAAAACCGUACCGAACCACGAAAUACAGACCAGCAUGCGUGCCGUUUGAAUUGAAGACGCAAGUCCAGCAACCAGAACCGAUUGCACUGUGCGUGUGAUCCGUAGACUACCCCAGCGCGUAUAAAUGGAGAUGUCGAGAGGAUUUGCUUGUCAUUUUUCUUUGUUGCUAUGUGUCGUGUCUAUUUACUACACGCUAGCUUUGAAUCCCGAACCGAGGAUCACCAUCACAUAUGAAGAUCUGGACCCCAGGCUGGUGCAGCGAUUCUCUCAGAGCGGAAUCUCCAACUACAGUGUUCUCCUGCUGCACCCCAGCUCAGGGGCACUCUAUGUUGGAGCCAAGGAUGCCAUCUUCUCCCUGCAGACCAAGACACUGACUGAGGAGCCCAGAGUGAUCUACUGGAACGUGUCCAACAGCAACCAUGAGUCCUGCAAAAACAAGGGGAAGAGAGAGAUGGAGUGUCACAAUUACAUCCGCCUGCUGCAGUUCCUCAAUGAGACUCACAUCUACGCUUGUGGGACGUACGCCUUCGAUCCCCAGUGUGCGUACAUCAGCCUGCUGGAUUUCACUCUGGAGCGGCUGGAGAACGGGGAGCUGAGGGUGGAGAGCGGGAGGGGGAAGUGUCCCUUCGAGCCCAGCCACCACUACACCGCUGUCAUGGCAGAUGGAGUUCUCUAUGCCGCCACAGUCAACAACUUCCUGGGCACGGAAUCCCUCAUCUCCCGGGCAACAGGGAAGGAGGGGGAGCGUAUCCGCACACAGACCUCCGUGUCGUGGCUGAGUGAACCUGAGUUUGUGAGUUCUGCCUUCGUGCCCGAGAGCCAGGACAGCAGCGAGGGGGACGAUGAUAAAAUCUACUUCUUCUUCACGGAGAUAGCCAGGGAGUUCGAGUUCUACACCAAGGUCAAGGUGCCCAGAGUGGCGCGUGUUUGCAAGGGGGACAUUGGGGGUCUGAAGACCCUGCAGAAGCGCUGGACCACCUUCCUGAAGGCCCAGCUGGUGUGUGAAAACCCGCUGACUGGCGCCCGCUACAACAUCCUGAGGGACGUGUUCACUCUGCAGAGAGAGCCGGGGAGCAGGAGCAGCACACGCUUCUACGGGCUCUUCACCUCGCAGUGGGAGCGUGACGAGGUGUCAGCGGUGUGUGCUUACGACCUGCAGGAGGUGAGCCAGGCACUCGCAGGCUCCUACAAAGAGGUGAAGAGGGACUGCAAUAAACCAGCGUACCCAGAACCAGAUCUCUACCCCCGGCCAGGAGCGUGCCUCACAUCUUCUCUCAAAGUGGAGGGAUUCCCCAACUCGCUGAGCCUGCCGGACAAGGUACUGACCUUUGUCAGAGACCACCCUCUGAUGGAGCAGCCUGUGAAAGCACGCCCCCUGCUGGAGAAGAAGGGAACUAAGUACACCAAGAUCGCUGUGAGCCUGGCCCCUCUACGCCUCGCCUCCUCUGAGCUCGACAGCACGCCCAUCCUGUACCUGGGAACAGAUCAGGGUGAGCUGCACAGGGCGGUGGAGGUGGGGGAGCAGGCAAUGCUCAUCGAGGAGACUGUGCUGUUCCCUUCGGAUGAGCCCAUUCAAAACAUCCAGCUGGACAAGGACUCCCUGUAUGUGGGCUCUUCCAGCGCUGUGGUGAAGCUGCCUCUAGUGAACUGCAGCAAGCACAGCAGCUGUCAGGACUGUGUCCUGGCCCGGGACCCUCUGUGUGGAUGGGACCCCAGUCAGUCUGCCUGUGUGCAGCCUGGAAAGAGCCAGGGGGUUCUCCAGGACGUGGAGCAUGGAGAGGCAUUCAAGCUGUGUCCUGAUACAGGAAAGUGUGAUCCACAGCAGACUGUUGUGAAGGCUGCCCUGGGCAUCCGCAUGGUGCUGCCCUGCAUGCCCCCCUCCUCCUGGUCUCGCUGUGUGUGGAAGCUCCCCAAGGACCUCCCUGCAGCGAGCCAGCGUGCGGACGGGCUGGAGGUCAUCGUAUCGCAGAGCAGCCUGGGGGAGUACAGCUGCAGCUGCAUGGAGAACGAGAUCAACUGCGACACAGCCUCCUAUACACUCGAGGUGGGCGACCCCACCAUGGCGGCCGUGGGCUCCGGCAGCAGGAAGUAUACCAUGGGCAUCUCCUUCUUCUGCCUCCUGCUGGGUGUGCUGCUUGGGGCCCUGGGCUUCUGGAGCUUCAACAGGUUCACAGGCUCCAAACUGAGACACACAGAGCAGCGCUAUGCAGAGACCCCCAACUCCCCCAGCAUCCUAUCCGAGGGAAUGCCGCUGACUGAGAAGAAGAACAGGCUGAACGGGCUCAACAUCUAUGCCAACGUGAACGAGGUCUGCGACGAGGCCAAAGAGAACGGCAACACCCUCACCACCAUGAAACACACAGGGGCCCCUCUCGCCUCCUGUGAGGAGAGCUCCAUCUAGGGCUGGGGUGGAAGAAAUGCUGUGCUGUUCUCCCAACCCCUCUCCACACCUUGUGUGCUCUGACCUCCACCAAAGUAUUCUUGGCGUUAACUGAGCCGUUUCAUUGACAAGCACAACCUGAAGCCCUAAAUCCCAAUCCCUUUUGUCUUUUUAAACAGUGAACAUUAAAAACAGGGUGGGGUGGCCACAUGCAUUGGAUUCGGAGUCGGGGCUUUUGAUGAAGGAUUACCCCUCCCUCGGUUUGCAGUUUUGACACCAAGACUACAGCAGUGCAGUGAAGAAGCUGGAGCACGAAUGUUUUGAAGGAAGACCUUGAAGUGACACUGCCACUGGCCUGUCUAACAGGCAUUGUGCUUUAGCCUCCAACACUGCAGACUGGGGUUGAGGAGCAUUGUGACUCCACUGCCUGCCUGGGAUGCCUGCAGUCUGGCCGCUGCAAUCUUCCCCUCCCUUCAGAGAAGCUACAGAGAACAAAUGAACCUUGCCAAUUCAAACCGACUUCAAAGUGUAUGGCCAGCAUUUGAUGCGUGCUGUAUCACCUUUUUAUUUUUAUUACUUUUAUUUAUUCUUUUAAGCAUUUAAUAAUGUUGUUCUAGUCGAGUUUGAUGCUGAUCGGCAGUCUUGCUGGAUUUUAUAAACUUGCCCCCUCUGGAGUGCGGAGUGUGUACUGUGUAUGUCAUCAUCCCCCAGACUGUAAUCAGCACACUGCUCCAGAAAUGGACAGCCUGGGCCACUGUGUCUUUGGAACUGGAGUGUUGAAGCAGCAGGGCUGACAGUCAGUGCAGAGAGACACACUCCUUACCUGAGGCAGUGCAGAGAGACACACUCCUUACCUGAGGCAGUGCAGAGAGACACACUCCUUACCUGACAGUCAGUGCAGAGAGACACACUCCUUACCUGAGGCAGUGCAGAGAGACACACUCCUUACCUGAGGCAGUGCAGAGAGACACACUCCUUACCUGAGGCAGUGCAGAGAGACACACUCCUUACCUGACAGGCAGUGCAGAGAGACACACUCCUUACCUGAGGCAGUGCAGAGAGACACACUCCUUACCUGACAGGCAGUGCAGAGAGACACACUCCUUACCUGAGGCAGUGCAGAGAGACACACUCCUUACCUGACAGGCAGUGCAGAGAGACACACUCCUUACCUGAGGCAGUGCAGAGAGACACACACCUUACCUGAGGCAGCGCAGAGAGACACACUCCAUACCUGACAGGCAGUGCAGAGACAAACUCCUUACCUGAGGCAGUGCAGAGAGACACACACCUUACCUGAGGUAGCGCAGAGAGACACACUCCUUACCUGAGGCAGUGCAGAGAGAAAUACUCCAUACCUGACAGGCAGUGCAGAGACACACUCCUUACCUGAGGCAGUGCAGAGAGAUGGACUCCUUACAAAAGAAAAGAGAUUUAGAAUGAAACCGUGUCAGGCGCGUGAGUAACAAUGGAUUUUCCAGACAGUAAUUUGUGUGUAAAAGAAUAAAAAGUUUUAUUAUUAUUAUUCUCUACACAAAAAAAAAACAAGCAACAAAGAAAAAAGAACAGCGUGAGGGAGGGGGUGCUGGAGUAAUAAUCAAAAAGAACAGCGUGAGGGAGGGGGUGCUGGAGUAAUAAUCAAAAAGAACAGCGUGAGGGAGGGGGUGCUGGAGUAAUAAUCAAAAAGAACAGCGUGAGGGAGGGGGUGCUGGAGUAAUAAUCAAAAAGAAGAGAAGUGGAAACGUCCUUAGUCGUCUUCAUGGUGUUCCCAGACAUAAAACAAAAGGAGUAAAACAGAAAAGAAAAUAUUAGUACAGUUUCCAGUCGUAUCUCUAGAGAUUCAAAAAACACCACCACCAAACUUUCGUUUUUUCCCUCCUCCUAUUUUCCCUCAGGACCAACCCCGAACACCGUAGUGCGUUCCCUUUAGUAUGCAACGCCCUGCCCCUGUAGUCAGUGGAACACCAAUCCCAAACUGACAAGUGUCCUUAUAACUCACUUGACUCCAAUGGCUGGAAUUUACAUACUCGCACUUCCGCCCCUCACCAAGGUGCCGCCCCUCAUAAAGAUGACUUUCGUCAUGGUCACGAGACCUUGGUAAGGGAAGUCCCGAGUUGGUUUGUUGCCUUCUAUUGUCGGGAGGCUGAAUUACAGACCGAAACCCCUUUGACUCAUCACAUACCUCUAUUAUCCCGACUGAUGGCACUGCACACAGGACAGGGUAAACAAGGGGCUGUUCCGAGAACAGAGGUGCUCGGAUAGUUGAAGUUCGGAUAUUAUUAUUAUUAUUAUUAUUAUUAUUAUUAUUAUUAUUAUUAUUAUUAUUAUUAUUAUUACUAUUAUUAUUAUUAUUGUUGUUAUUGUUGUUGCAAUAUGGAGUGUCUGCCCAUUAAACCUCUUGGUUUAUCCAAUCUUCCUAAUGACCAGGAUUUCAGGACCAAUGCCCUCUUUCAUCUGCCCUUCUCUUUAUCUUGGUGCACAUCCCCAGCGCAGGUGGAGGGGGGCACAGCUGCACCAGUCUCUCCUGGACAUUGGGGAGGGGGUGAGACUGCUGCAGGGGAGAGCUGGGCAGUGAAAACACAUACUGUACAGAUCAGAGGUUCUCAAACUCGGGUUAGGGGAUCCCUUUUUAAUUCCAAUAGCGAAAAUGAGAGAGAGGCAAGUCACAUACAAGAAAUAAGAAGUGUGCUGCAGUGGAAGUAGGCGUUUUAUGUACUGGUAUAUCGUCUGUCUCUCCACAGCACUGAAAGAACAUUUCUCUGUACAGUAAGUGUGUGUGUAGCAUUUAUGCUGUUUUACACAGGAGAGGUUUGUACAAUUCCAUGGGCCCCAGUUUGAGAAUCCCCCAAGGUGAAUCCCUCAAGGUGAAUCCCUCCAAGCUGAAGGAUGUUGUAUGAAUCUGUUGUGAAUUGUAUUCAAAUGAAUGUUAUUCAACGAAAACACUGGGGGAGCAGAGUUUUAAAGAAGUGUGUCUCUAUGACUGUGUAAAUGCAUUUACAACAGUCCAGUGAAAUGAGUGGGCUGGAUUCUCAAACUUCUCCAAAUCGUCAUUAGCGCAUUUUUUUUUUAUUUUAUUUUUUAAUAAAGGAAGUAAGAACCCAAUAAAGUUACCAA
Molecule: messenger RNA, 6040 nt
Organism: Acipenser ruthenus (sterlet)
Lineage: Eukaryota; Metazoa; Chordata; Actinopteri; Acipenseriformes; Acipenseridae
Product: semaphorin-4F-like
Exons: 14
Coding region: 671-2947 (758 amino acids)
Biological process (GO): negative regulation of axon extension involved in axon guidance; neural crest cell migration; semaphorin-plexin signaling pathway
Molecular function (GO): chemorepellent activity; semaphorin receptor binding
Source: RefSeq, a predicted model, not a curated record